AUGAGAGAAUGGAUUGCAAAUCCAUAUACUGUUCCUUCACUAACCGUUGAUACUGAUGAAGGAGCUGAUGUUAAUAACGAUGAUCAUGCUGAUCAAGAAGCUGAAUCACAGGAUGGUGGUCAUCUCUCCCCUCAACUUUCUCAUCAUACUCUUUCUAUCGUUGAGAGAGUUCACUCAGCUCAAAGGGAGCAACCAUUUCAGGGGGAGCAACCAUCUCAGGGGGAGCAACCAUCCCAGGGGGAGCACCCUUCCCAGGGGGAGCAACCUUCUCCGGGGGGAGCAACCUUUCUCCCAACAAGUUCUAGGUACUCCAUUCCUUCAUAUACCAGCCUCAACAUUCAAUGA
Molecule: messenger RNA, 345 nt
Organism: Lactuca saligna
Lineage: Eukaryota; Viridiplantae; Streptophyta; Magnoliopsida; Asterales; Asteraceae
Source: the annotation of a GenBank genome assembly